AUGGCCACAGAACAAAAGGUCGUGUUUCCUCCGUCCGUCUUGGCGAGAAUUUCGCCUGAGCUUACUCUCCAGCGCCAUUUGUCCGAAGGCGUUAGGCCCUGCUUACGUGACUUCACUGAGUUUCGUGAUGUCGUCGCUUCUAAAGGUAACUUGGGAGCUGUGGGCACCGAUGCCGUGGUGGGCUCGUCUGUGGUGAAGCACGGCGACUGUCACGUUUUCUGUGGAAUCACAUUGGGUAUCAGUGAGGUGAACAGACCAGACGAGUUUGCUGCUGCCGAAUCGGAGAGUUCCAAGUACACUUCGGUGUAUCCAGUGGUGGAGGUUGCCAGAGGCAGACAGGGUGCUCCUAGCGACGAAGAACAGAUACUUUCACAGAAAUUGUACAACUACAUUUACCACCUGCGCCUUCUUCCGUACUCGUCGUUGGAGAUCACUCCAGGUUACGAGCUUAAAGACGAGGCUUCUGGAGAAGUGUCCAUUAUUUACCCUGAUGAUAAGUCUUUGAGUGAAGAUGAACUCCUUACAUUGUCUACGACAGUUAACGUGAGCAAGAAACAGCAUAGGUUCGCUCUUUACGCACACAUCAAGGUUUUCUCCAGAGAAGGCCCACUUUUCGAUGUUGUCAGCCAUGCUCUAAUAAGCGCUUUACAAGAUGUUAAGCUUCCACGCAUCUACUUGGCUGAUUCUGGUGUGAAUGCUAAUGUCAGAGUGCCAGUGAGAUCUAGAGGCAACUUUGGCCAUUUGAACCAGCUGGCGAACCUUUUCUGCAUUGACGCUAAUAAGGAUAUUGCUUCACCUUUGGAGUUGAAUAAGUCAGAAGUGGGUGUAUCUUCUAGUUUUGGCUUGGUUGAAAUUGACGAUGCCGCAGGACAGAUUGCACUCUUGGCUGAUCUUGAAGGUGAAGCAGAGGAGGCAUGCUGUGAAAGUAAAGUAAACAUUGUGGCAUCCAAGGAUAACCUUAAACAUGUCAGCAUAGCAGGCGGUGGUGCCAAUGUUAGUUUGGACUCAUUGCGUAAAGCAAUUAGUUUGGCUAAGGAAAGAGCAGAGAAAACUAAUUAA
This is a messenger RNA of Candidozyma haemuli, 1059 nucleotides long. RefSeq names its product exosome non-catalytic core subunit. The transcript has a single exon. Gene Ontology annotation, cellular component: nuclear exosome (RNase complex); cytoplasmic exosome (RNase complex). Gene Ontology annotation, biological process: U5 snRNA 3'-end processing; nuclear polyadenylation-dependent rRNA catabolic process; nuclear mRNA surveillance. The record is from RefSeq and is a predicted model, not a curated record. NCBI's taxonomy places the organism in Eukaryota, Fungi, Ascomycota, Pichiomycetes, Serinales, Metschnikowiaceae. Bases 1 to 1059 code for a protein of 352 amino acids.